AGAAAUAUGGCAGCUGUCUCGCAUAGCAGUAACUGAUUCGCUGUUUGAAAUACAUUAGUGUCCUAACAGCUGUGGCUUGCAGGAAUUAUACUUUUCUUGUGCUUCAAGAUGCAGAAAAUCAAGUCUCUAAUGUCCCGACAGGGCUUGAAAAGCCCUCAGGAGAGUAUGGCAGAUAUGAGCCCUGUGGAGAACUUCAGAAUCCCCAGCAAGGAGGAGCUGAGGGAGUUGAGAGAGCAGCCCAUUGAUCCUCAGGCGGAGCAGGAGAUUAUUGACAGUAUAGAGGAGGUUUACUUCUCCAGCGACUCCUUUGACAUGGUGCAGUAUGAGCUUGAGAAACUUCCCCCAGAUCUGAACCUGCAGGAAUUGGAAGAGUACAGAGAUAAGCUGAAAAGACAGCAAGCAGCUGUGUCGAAAAAAGUGGCAGACCUCAUUCUCGAGAAACAGCCGUCCUACGUUAAGGAGCUGGAGAGAGUAACGUCCUUGCAGACCAACCUGCAGCUGGCCGCUGUCAUCUGCACCAACGCUCGGAGGCAGCUGAGCUUUGCUAAAGAGGGCUUCACUGAAGCCAGUCUAGGGCUUCUGGCCAACCAGAGACGGAGGCAGCUGUUGACAGGAUUGCUGAAAUCUUUGAGGACCAUAAAGACUCUGCAAAGAACAGAUGUUAGGCUGAGUGAGAUGCUGGAGGAGGAGGACUAUCCAGGUGCAAUCCAGUUGUGUUUGGAAUGCCAGAAGGCUGCCAGCACUUUCAAACACUACAGCUGCAUAAGUGAAUUGAACUCGAAGCUGCAAGACACCCUGGAACAAAUUGAGGAGCAGCUGGAUGUGGCUUUGUCCAAAACCUGCAAGCACUUUGACGUCUCGCACUACACCAAAGUUCAGCUGGCUUACUCCCUUCUGGGCAAGACGCAGACUGCUAUGGAUCAGCUUCACAUGCACUUCACCCAGGCCAUUCACAACACCGUGUUCCAGGUAGUACUGGGCUAUGUGGAGCUGUGUGCUGGUAAUGCUGACACCAAGUUCCAGAAGAUGCAGUAUAAAGAUCUCUGCACACACAUCACUCCAGACAGCUACAUCCCCUGCCUGACGGACCUCUGCAAGGCAUUGUGGGAGGUAAUGCUUAGCUACUACCGGACCAUGCAAUGGCACGAGGAGCAUGACAAAGAGGAGGCAGCUGACCCUGACGCAGAUGGCACUAGUAAUGAGAGCCCAGGCGAUUCUACAGUGGGCCGCAGCUACGUCAAGAAGAAGCUUGAGCAUGGCCUGAGUCGGAUUUGGCAGGAUGUCCAGCUGAAAGUGAAAGCCUAUUUACUCGGGACGGACAUGUCCAACUUCAAGUACGACGACUUCAUUGUGGUGCUGGAUGUUAUCAGCAGGUUAAUGCAGGUGGGUGAGGAGUUCUGUGGCAGUAAGUCUGAGGUGCUGCAGGAGUCCAUUAAGAGGCAGAGCGUGAACUACUUUAAGAACUAUCACAGAACUCGCCUGGAGGAGUUGCGGAUGUUUCUGGAAAAUGAAACGUGGGAGUUGUGCCCUGUGAAAUCCAACUUCAGUAUUGCUCAGCUCCAUGAGUUUAAGUUCAUGGGGCAGUGUCGGUCUCCGUCAGUUUCUCCCAGCAGGCAGCCGGCCUCCAGCGAGCCUUCGGAGCUCUCGUUAUUUGAGCAGUACACUCAGGGAGGAAACCCCUUUGAGAUGCAGAUAGACAACAAGGAAGAAGAGACCGAGGAUGUGUUGGCCUCCAAUGGGUAUGAGUCAGACGAGCUGGAAAAGAGUGUGUAUCAGGACUAUGACAGUGACAGUGAUGUGGCGGAGGAGCUGAAGCAGGACUUUGUGGAUGAGCAGACUGGAGACAUUCCGGCAAAAAGUGUAUCCAGAGAGACGCUCCGCAGCAGAAAGAGGUCUGACUACAACUUGAACAAAGCCAAUGCCCCCAUUCUGACCAACACCACCCUCAACGUGAUCCGCCUGGUCGGCAAAUAUAUGCAGAUGAUGAACAUUUUAAAACCCAUUGCCUUUGACGUCAUCCACUGUGUAUCGCAGCUUUUCGACUACUACCUGUACGCAGUCUACACCUUCUUCGGCCGGAAUGACAUGCAUGCUCCUUGUCCAGCCAUGCCUAUCCCAGGCGGCCAGCUAGGCGGCUCCAGACAGGUGCCCCCUGGCUGCGGGUAUGAAUCAUCAGGGCUGGGUCUGAUCAGCAGCAGACUGAGAACUACACUCAACCGCAUCCAGGAGAGCCUUAUAGACAUGGAGGCAGGAGGGGAGAGUGUAGGCCCCCAUGGACCCCCAGAGGAGAGGAAGGAAAAGGUGCCCAGCCCUCAUCUCAGCCAGUUGGUGGUGCUGACUGCCAGCGGGACGCUGUAUGGCCUGGCUGAGAGAGUAGUCGCAACCGAGUCACUAGUGUUCUUGGCCGAGCAGUUCGAGCUCCUACAGCCUCAUCUGGACACCAUGAUGCCUCCAGCCAAGAAGCCCUUCCUCCAGCAGUUCUACUCACAGACGGUGUCCACAGCCAGCGAGCUCCGCAAGCCCACUUACUGGAUAGUGGCAGCCAAAGCCAUUGAUUAUGAGCAGAUGCUGCUGCUGAUGGCGGGAGUGAAAUGGGACAUUAAAGAGAUAAUGUCACAGCACAAUGUCUAUGUGGAUGUCCUUUUAAAGGAGUUUGAGCAGUUCAAUAAAAGGCUCGGAGAUGUCUCCAGACAAGUACGGAUCCCCUUGCCGGUGUCCAAUGUCCUCUGGGAGCACUGCAUCCGGCUGGCCAACAGAACACUAGUGGAGGGCUAUGCUAAUGUGAAGAAGUGCAGUAACGAGGGCCGAGCCCUGAUGCAACUGGACUUCCAGCAGUUCCUCAUGAAGCUGGAGAAACUGACUGAUCUCAGACCCAUCCCAGAUAAGGAGUUUGUAGAGACCUACAUUAAAGCCUACUACCUGACUGAAAAUGACAUGGAGCAGUUCAUCAAGAAUCACAGGGAAUACUCCAUGAAGCAGCUGGCCAACCUGGUCAACGUCUGCCUCGGCUCUCACAUCAACAAGAAAGCCAGACAGAAACUUCUCGCAGCUAUUGAUGACAUCGACCGACCAAAAAGAUAAACGAGAGCAGGGUCGCCCAGGCUGAAAGCGGAAUCACAGUGGAAAUCACAUACACAGUUACUAAUGUGCAGAAUAUCCCACCAUGCAUGACUAGCAUUUUAUCGUUAGCAAAUUUCCGCAGCUGCUUUGUACAUUUUUUUGCGACUAUAACCAGCUUUUGCUUUUACUGUACAUGAUGCUGGCUUAUGAACAGCUCUUUGAUAUCUGUGUAUAUCACUAUCAGUUAACUGACCACAUGAAUGAAUGACACUUGAGAUGAAGGGCAAAUCCUGAACGACAAAUGAUUUGCAAAGGGCAGCUGCCUGGCAAUGAUGUUUUAUUGUGAGAAAUUUCAAAGAUUCUGAUAGUUCUACCAGUUCUUUUUAAGCAGAGAUACUCCAUUUGUAGGUGAAGGUUUGUUAUUUUCAAGAUGUUGCAUGUACUUUUGAAGACUUGAUGAAUAUCCAUCCAUUGAGGGGAAAAAUCUAGUGAUCUUAAUGUCUGUUUCUCCAACUCUGUUACUCAAACUAAUUGUGUGUUCUUUGUUGAAAUGUAUUUGUUCCUUUUGUUUUUUUUUAAGAAAAAAGGAAGUAAUUUUAUUAUUUAUCCCAAAAAUGUCUAUGUAUGUGGUCGAUUGGUUGAUCAACCAUAUCUAUCAUCUUGCAUCUUGCAAUGUUUUUCUUUCUUUAUUUCUUUCUUACUUUUUCAUGGAAGAAUAUUAAUGUUUAGAAAUUUGGCUGCUGUUAUUCUGUUGUUUUUCCCUUGUAUGUAUGCUUCUAUAAGAUGACAACACUUGGCUACAGAACUUCAUUCCGCACUUUGUGUUUGUGACGCAGAUGGUUUACACUGUAUAUGUAAGUGGCAAAACCACGUUUUAUUUAUUUCAGCUACUGUAAUUUUGUACACCCAGGGCGUUACAUCAAACUUAAGCCUGUUGUUGAAGUAGACUUCCUUGCUGUUACUCUGUAGUGGCCUGAAGCAAAAUAUUACGUUGCUUAUGUUAACUGACUGUAACAAGUUAGAAUCAAGGUCCCAAAAUAAAUACACUAACAUCCACGUUA
This is a messenger RNA of Colossoma macropomum (tambaqui), 4121 nucleotides long. It is a transcript of the gene vps50, whose product is annotated as VPS50 EARP/GARPII complex subunit. Bases 109 to 3081 code for a protein of 990 amino acids. The transcript has 29 exons. Lineage: Eukaryota; Metazoa; Chordata; Actinopteri; Characiformes; Serrasalmidae. Gene Ontology annotation, cellular component: EARP complex. Gene Ontology annotation, biological process: endocytic recycling; retrograde transport, endosome to Golgi. The record is from RefSeq and is a predicted model, not a curated record. Gene Ontology annotation, molecular function: SNARE binding.